GUCCCGUCCCGUCCGUCCGUGGUGUGGACCCGCAGGCCCGGCAGCAGCGGCGGGGGGGGAUGAGGGGGUCUCUCCCCUCCACCAUGUCGGGCCGUCUGCUGCUCCUCCUGCUCUGCGCGGCGCUGGCCGGCGAGCUGCGGGCUGAAGGAGGCGUAUUCAUCAAGAAAGAAAGUGCCACCAAGUUCUUGGAAAGAACAAAGCGUGCUAACUCUUUUUGGGAGGAAUUGAAACAAGGGAAUAUUGAAAGGGAAUGCAUUGAGGAGCGCUGCUCAAAAGAAGAAGCAAGAGAAGCCUUUGAAGACUUGGAGAAAACUGAGGAGUUCUGGAACGUCUAUGUAGAUGGGGACCAGUGCAGCUCAAGUCCUUGUCACUAUGGUGGACAUUGUAAAGAUGGAAUUGGUUCCUACACUUGCACGUGCUUGGAUGGUUACCAAGGGAAGAACUGUGAAUUUGUCAUACCAAAGUACUGCAAAAUAAACAAUGGUGACUGUGAGCAGUUCUGCAUCAAAAAAAGUGUACAGAAGGAUGUUCUGUGUUCCUGUGCAAAAGGGUAUACUCUAGCAGAGGAUGGCAAACACUGUGUUUCAACAGUGAAGUAUCCUUGUGGAAAAGUUCUUGUGAAAAGAAAAAAAAGGUCAAUUAUUUUACCCACCGAUAGUAGCAAUGUAACCAGUGAUGAAGAUGGUCCUCCCACAAGUGCAGCAGUUUUGGAGGAGGACAUUGUCCCUACCACAGAAAGCCCAAUCCUCCAACCUGGCAAUGAAACAGGUGGAAAGACUCCCUACGUCAUUACCAGGAUAGUAGGUGGUGAUGAAUGUCAUCUUGGAGAAUGUCCAUGGCAGGCUGUUCUGUUAAAUGAGGAAGGGGAAGAGUUCUGUGGUGGAACUAUUUUGAAUGAAAAAUUUAUACUUACUGCAGCUCAUUGUAUGAACCAAUCCAAAGAAAUCAAAGUCGUUGUUGGUGAAGUGGACAGAGAGAAGAAAGAACAGUCUGAAACGACACAUACCGUGGACAAAAUCCUUAUUCACACCAAAUACAUUGCAGAGACUUAUGAUAAUGACAUAGCCUUGAUAAAGCUGAAGGAACCCAUCACGUUUUCCGAGUACGUGAUCGCAGCGUGCCUCCCAGAAGCAGACUUUGCUAAUGAAGUUCUGAUGAACCAAAGGUCUGGGACAGUCAGUGGCUUCGGGCGGGAAUUCGAAGGUGGACGACUAUCCAAAAAACUGAAAGUGCUUGAAGUCCCCUAUGUAGACAGGAACACUUGCAAGCAGUCCACUAACUUUGCGAUAACAGAAAACAUGUUCUGUGCUGGUUAUGAAACGGAGCAAAAAGAUGCUUGUCAAGGAGACAGUGGAGGCCCCCAUGUAACCAGAUAUAAGGAUACUUAUUUUGUUACUGGAAUUGUUAGCUGGGGAGAAGGAUGUGCAAGAAAGGGUAAAUAUGGUGUCUAUACCAAAAUGUCCAGGUUCUUACGCUGGGUAAGAAUGGCCAUGAGACAAAAUUUAUAGUGGCGUGGCUCUUGAUCUUUCUGUUAUCUAACAAGAUGCAGUUUCUGUAAUGGAAACUUUAUUCUUUUUUUUUUUAUCCACAUCUGCUAAACUUGUUUUGAGAUCUGAUUCCUUAAGGUUAUGGUGCUGCUUCUCUUUAUUUUAUUCCUGGCUUUCAGCAUGUAUAUGCAGACUGCUGAUGCUGUUUUGAAUUUGUAAAAGGAGGGGCUUUCCCUAAACAAAAUGGCUGCUCGGUGGGGUCUUUUGUUUGCUUGUUUGGUUAUUUUUAUAUUGCCAUUUUGAUUCCUGUCAUUUGUCCAAGUACUUUCACCAGAGGCUCCUGGACAUAAUCUGAGCCUCCACUGAUCAUGAUGAAAGUGGAAAGGACAGGAUUUCAGUUAAUCCUCCUAUUGCAGCCAGCUGGCUCAGUAGGGAGUUUCUUAUUACUAGAGCUGUUUAGCUUCUACCUGCAGAUAUAUUUAGAAGAUUAUGGGAGUAGGGAAUCUUGCCUCAUAAAAGCUGAGACCCAAGGAAGUAUUCAACAUCUGAUAAAUAAAACACAUUUAGCACACAUGCUAAAUAAAACACAUGUUCCACAAAAUUGCCCGCUUGGGUCACAGCAGCUAAUUAAAAUGGAGUUUUGCUUUAUAGGGAUUGUACUUCAGUUUAACACUUCUCUUCAUCAGAAAGAAAAAAAUGUAUGUGCAUGCUCACUGUUUUCUGUAUCAUGUUUUGGACUGUGUAUGGCUGAGGAUCAGAAAGCUCCUUGCAUGUGUACUUGUUCUAAGUGUUUCUGUAAAGUGCAAUACUGAUGUACACCAGCAUAUGAAAUAAAACAUUCUUUCUUUUUUUGUUCCUUUUU
Calypte anna (Anna's hummingbird) is the source of this 2349-nucleotide messenger RNA. RefSeq names its product coagulation factor X (gene F10). Lineage: Eukaryota; Metazoa; Chordata; Aves; Apodiformes; Trochilidae. Gene Ontology annotation, cellular component: extracellular region. Gene Ontology annotation, biological process: blood coagulation; proteolysis. The transcript has 9 exons. Bases 60 to 1508 code for a protein of 482 amino acids. Gene Ontology annotation, molecular function: calcium ion binding; serine-type endopeptidase activity. The record is from RefSeq and is a predicted model, not a curated record.